Molecule: messenger RNA, 5285 nt
Organism: Dryobates pubescens (Downy woodpecker)
Lineage: Eukaryota; Metazoa; Chordata; Aves; Piciformes; Picidae
Gene: SYNRG
Product: synergin gamma
Exons: 23
Coding region: 1-4212 (1403 amino acids)
Cellular component (GO): clathrin coat of trans-Golgi network vesicle
Molecular function (GO): protein binding
Source: RefSeq, a predicted model, not a curated record
AUGGCGCUGCGGCCCGGGCCCGGCGCGGCGGGUGCCGGCGGGGCGGCCAGCGGCGCGGCAGCGGCUGCGGGGGCGGCCAGCUUCAUGUUUCCUGUCGGCGGUGGCUUAGGUCCUCCUCAAGGGAUGAUCCCCAUGCAGCAGCAAGGCUUCCCCAUGGUUCCUGUCGUGCAGUCCAACAUGCCAGGCAUGAUGGGAAUGAAUUAUGGCUCUCAGAUGCCCCCUGGACCCAUGGCCAUGCAGGGUGGCAUGGCCCUGGGGCCGAUGCCGGCGGCCGGGAUGCCCUACAUGGGACAGGCUCCCUUCCUGGGAAUGCGCCCAGCAGCCCCCCAGUACAGCCCUGACAUGCAGAAGCAGUUUGCAGAGGAACAACAGAAGAGGUUUGAGCACCAGCAGAAGUUCUUAGAAGAGGAAAGGAAACGGCGCCAGUUUGAAGAGCAGAAGCAAAAGCUGAGGCUCCUGAGCAGUGUGAAGCCCAAGGCAGGUGAGAAGAGCAGGGAUGAUGCCUUGGAAGCCAUCAAAGGCAACCUGGAUGGUUUCUCCAGAGAUGCUAAGAUGCACCCCACGCCGGCAGCGCACCCCAAGAAGCCAGAUCAUUCCACACCAUCCCAUUCUGCUGUAUCUGUUUCCCACUCUGCUUUUCUCGGGGAUGAAGAAUUUAGUGACUUUAUCCAAGGGCCUGUUGACCCCCCCAGAGUGGUGCCUCAACCCUCCUCCCAGCCCUUCCAUUCUGCCACUGAGGCUGGGCAGCUGCUUUCAGAACAGGCUGUGGUCCAGCCUCUCCCUCCAGCCCAGGCUCCAGUGAUACCCACCCUGCAUGGUACAGCUGGGCAGGUUCCUUACUUUCCCACCUCUGCAUCUUCACCCCAUAGCCAUAAACCAGGCUCUGCCUUGGAGGAGAAACUCUUAAAUAAUGGCUCAAAUGAAUCUGAACAAGAGCAAACCAAAGUUAAAGCAUCUGAAGUUGGGCACAAAGCCUCAGCUGCAAGCCAAGCUCAUCCCAGUCUAACCAGCAGUGACUGGGGUGGUGUAGGUGGACAUGAAAGUGGUGCCAGUGCUGCUGAGGUGCACAAGGCUUCAGAACAAAACCUAGCAGUUGAAGAGUGUGGAGUUGGAGUCUUCCCUCCACAGGACCCCAUCCAGCAAAUGAUGCCUGCCUGGCUUUACAACGACAGCCUGGUGCCAGAGCUGUACAAGAAGAUUUUAGAAACCACCUUGACUCCUGCUGGAAUAGACACAGCUAAGCUCUAUCCCAUACUGAUGUCCUCUGGAUUGCCCAGAGAGACCCUUGGGCAGAUCUGGGCUUUAGCCAACCGUACCACCCCUGGGAAGCUGACCAAGGAAGAGCUCUAUGCUGUGCUGGCUAUGAUAGCAGUCACUCAGAGAGGAAUACCUGCAGUGAGUCCUGAUGUGCUGAACCAGUUCCCAGCUGCUCCUGUGCCCACCCUGAGUGGAUUUCCCAUGCCGCUGCCCGCCCCGGUGAGCCAGCAGCCGCUGCUGCCCUCCGCACCGCCCGGCCCCAUGCCCCUGAUGGGAAUGAGCAUCACAGCCCCGGGGGGCACAGCUGCAGCACAGCCUGCAGGAGGCUUCCUGCCACCCUACCCACCUGGCCAGGUAGUGAAAGCAGAAGAGGAUGACUUCCAGGAGUUCCAAGAUGCUUCCAAGUCUGGCUCCCUAGAUGACUCUUUCCCUGACUUCCAAGGGGAUGUGGCUGGCUCCUCCAAAGCAGCCAGCUCGCAGCAGCGGAGCAGUGUCCCUCCUCUGCUCAUGCCACUCCCAGGUACUAAGGCACUCUCCACGCCGGAUAAGUAUGCUGUGUUUAAAGGCAUUGCAGCUGAGAAGCCUUCAGAAAGCACAGCCACUUUUGGAGAUUCUGGGGACAGGUACAGUGCUUUCCGGGAGCUGGAGCAGCCCUCGGAGCCCAAGCCCUUAGGAGAUAACCUCGCCGAGCCCAAGGCUGCGGGAGCCGACGACGGCUUCACCGACUUCAAAACCGCGGACAGCGUCUCGCCGCUAGAGCCCCCUGCGAAAGACAAAGCCUUCCCCGCACCCUUCCCUCCUCUGCCCCUCCAGUCCAAACAGCAAACGCAAGCCAAGUCCUCUCUGAACCUAGCAGACUUGGAUCUCUUCGCCUCUCCUGCAGAAAGCAAGCAGCCCUCCUUCCCCCCUGCCUUUCCCGCCCCGAAGUCGGGCUCCUUGCCCCCGGCCCUGCCAGCUGCCGCUGCCCAGCCGGCGCCCAGCAAGAGCUCAGGCUUGGCUGAUGACUUUGGGGAGUUCAACCUGUUUGGGGAGUUCUCUCACUGCACAUCAGGCAGCGGUCAGGAUGACUUUGCAGACUUCAUGGCUUUCAACAGCAGCAGCGGGUUCUCUGAACAAAGAGCAGACGACAAAUUCGAGGCGCUCAAGCUGGAGCCCGCUCCUGCCCCGCAGCCUGCCCCGGCCGGCGGCGCAGGGCGUGGCGGGCAGGGCUCUGCCGCCGCCGCCACGCCCACCAAGUACGACAUCUUCAAGCAGCUGUCUCUGGAGGGCUCUGGGGCAGGCUUUGAGGAGGCCAAGGACAGCACCCCCCUCUCCUCGCUGAAGAGCGACGAUGACUUUGCUGACUUUCACUCCACCAAGUUCCCUUCCGCCUGCGCCAGCCUGGACAAGUCCUUGGCGGACAAGGUGGCAGCCUUCAAGCAGGCCAAGGAGGACUCCGCUUCGGUCAAGUCCCUGGAUCUGCCUUCCAUCGGCGGCAGCAGCGUGGGCAAGGAGGAUUCCGAAGAUGCCCUCUCUGUGCAGUUUGACAUGAAACUGGCUGAUGUGGGAGGAGAUCUUAAGCAUGUCAUGUCUGAUAGCUCUUUGGAUUUGCCAACUGUUAGUGGCCAGCAUCCGCCAGCAGCAGAUAUAGAUGACUUAAAAUGUGCCCCAUUUGGAAGCUAUAACAGUGGCUCUGCAGUCAGCAGCCUGGCAAGCUAUGACUGGUCCGACAGAGAAGACCUUCAGCAGGGCAAGAAGCUCUCCUCCCUUGUCCAGUCCUCGGGAAGUGGAUCCUCCGCGGCGACUUCUGUCCUUCAGAAGAAGGAGACCUUGUUUGGCAGCUCAGAAAACAUUACCAUGACAACAGUUUCCAAAGUGACAACCUUUGCUAGUGAGGAUGCUUUGCAGGAUGUUUCCUUUGCAGCGUUUGCAAACUUUAAAGACCCUGCCCCGGCAGGUGCCAGCGAGGAUGACUCCGGCGGCUUCGGGGACUUCGCCAGCCCCGCGGCGGCGCAGGAGGCGGCGGCCCACACGAGGCAGGAGGCAGAUUUCCUGCCCUGUGGGCUCUCCUCUGAACUGCAGAGAGAGUCCACAGAUGAUUUUGGAGAAUUCCAGAGUGAAAAGCCAAAAAUCAGCAAGUUUGACUUCUUGGUGGCAACUUCCCAAGGCAAGGUGAAGUCGAGCGAGGAGAUGAUCAGGAGCGAGCUGGCCACCUUUGACCUCUCUGUGCAAGGGUCUCAUAAAAGGAGCUUAAGCCUGGGUGACCGAGAGCUGAGCCGCUCCUCGCCGCUGCCCGCGCUGGAGCAGCCCUUCAGGGACCGUUCCAACACCCUCAGCGAGAAGCCUGCUUUGCCUGUCAUCAGAGACAAGUACAAGGACCUGACUGGGGAGGUGGAGGAAAGUGAGAGGUAUGCCUAUGAAUGGCAAAGAUGCUUGGAGAGUGCCCUGCAGGUCAUAAGGAAAGCCAACGACACCCUGAAUGGGAUAAGCAGCUCCUCGGUGUGCACGGAGGUGAUCCAGUCUGCCCAGGGCAUGGAGUAUCUGCUGGGGGUUGUGGAAGUCUACAGGGUAACCAAGAGAGUUGAGCUGGGCAUCAAAGCCACAGCUGUCUGCAGCGAGAAGCUCCAGCAGCUGCUGAAGGAUAUCGACAAGGUCUGGAACAACCUCAUCAGCUUCAUGUCCUUGGCUGCUCUGACGCCAGAUGAAAACUCCCUGGAUUUCUCCUCUUGCAUGCUGCGUCCGGGGAUUAAAAACGCCCAGGAGCUCGCCUGUGGAGUGUGCCUCCUGAACGUGGACUCCAGAAGCAAAAGUGAAGAGAAACCUGUGGAAGAGCUUCCUAGCAAAGCCUUUAACUCAGAAACAGACAACUUCAAGCUGGCAUAUGGAGGGCACCAGUACCAUGCAAGCUGUGCGAAUUUCUGGAUCAACUGCGUGGAGCCGAAGCCUCCGGGUCUCAUCCUGCCAGACCUGCUCUGAAAGCUGUGGCACUGGAGGUGCAGGAUUGGGUCUGGCAGUGCAGGACACCUGGGGUGAAGGUGUGGGCUGGGGUAAUUGGCCAGGCCUGAGCUGUGGUUAGUGUGUGAGAGGCUGCAGCCACUGCCACAGACAUCUUGCUGGUGAAGAAGGGGCAGUGUGUCAGAACUGAGCAGAGAAGAAUGUUCUGUGGCCAAAGUGCAGCAUUCCAGCCUCUCCCAGCAGCAAGGAGGGUUGCAGUCUGUAACAGGGCAGCCUGCUGACCAAGGGCACACAUCUCUGAGGGAGGGCAGAGCUUCAGGGAAAGCCCAAACGCUGGUUUGCAUAGCAGUGACCACAGAAGUACCUGAAGUGCAUCUGCAGACAGAUCCUUGCUGCCCUGUUCAGUCUGUGGAGCUGCUCCCAGGGUUUGCUGCUGCAGCACUGCAGUGCAGGAGGCACAGCAGCUGCCCAGGCAAACUGCAUUAUUGACUGGGAAGGAAUGAGGCUGCAGAGAGCUGCUGCCUGUGCUUGCACUCUGUGCUGCAGCUCAUGCUGAGUUCCUGGACAGUGCUGGGGGACAGAACUGGGGACAGCUGUGGCCUUGGGGGUUUUCCCAUCCUGUCUGAAUUCCUCAGCACAGGCAGGUGGAUUUUGCUGUAAAUAUGGACAGACUGCUUCCUUGGCCUGGGCCUGAGCUGCAGGAGUGAUUUGUUGUCUCUCACCUGACCUGGGACUCCACUGCUACAGCAUCUCUGCUCCUGUGUGGAUCCAUCCAGACGUUUCCUUUCCUGUACAUGAAUGUGCUUCUCUUGAGGGCUGCAGUUUGUGCAGCCUGCUGCUACCUGCACUCAGCUGUUGCUGUGACUCAGAGCUGGCAGCACCAGGUGGCCCUCAGCUCCUGCUGCAGGGGGUGUGAAUCACCACUGAAAGCUGCUGGCUGGUUUCUGAAGCAGGGUGUCCUGCAUCUGACGUUUUGUGGCUUAUGGCAGCUCCAACCAUCUGGACAGGAGGAGCUGAUCUGUUGUGCUGUCACAAAGUGUCCCUCAUCCAGCCGAAGUCCUGAUCCUCCUCAGACCUGACAUCAGGCAGCAGUC